Symbiodinium natans is the source of this 903-nucleotide messenger RNA. The record is from the annotation of a GenBank genome assembly. Lineage: Eukaryota; Dinophyceae; Suessiales; Symbiodiniaceae.
AUGGCAGCGACGGGCCUGGAUGUUCACUUACAUCCCCUCGUCCUCAUCAACAUCUCGGAUCACGUGGUCAGGUUUCGCAGCGCUGGUCGGUCGGAACGGGUUCUGGGCGCACUGCUGGGGGCACAGGAGGGCAGGCGCAUAGAUGUGCACAACUCCUUCGAGCUCGUGUCGCAGGAAGAGCCGGGUGGCGAAAGGUCUCUCGACCUGGACUUCUUCCAGCAGCGCCUGUCCCAAUACCUAGAGGUGUUUCCACGGUACGAAUUCUUAGGAUGGUAUUCUACCGGCCCUCAUCCAGAAGAAGCUGAUAAGGCCUUACACAGAAAGAUCCAGGAGGUUGGAGCCAAUGAGAAUCCAUUUGCCCUCCUAGUGGAUGCUGACAAGAUGUCGCGAGAGAAGGCAUCGCAAUCGGAGGACCUGCCCGUGAAGGUGUACGAUGCCACAGUCCACAUCGAGCAAGGUGUAGCUACAGUCACUUGGAACGAGGUGCCAUACAUCAUCGACACCCUGGAAGCGGAAAGGAUUGCAGUCAACCAUGUGGCCAAAUCAGCGACGACUGCGGCAGCAGGCUAUUCGUCUGAUUUUACUCAGUACACGAGCGGCUUGUCAAACUCAGUUGUCAUGCUCAGCAACCGAAUCAAGGAGCUGUUAGAGCACAUGAAGGAGGUGAAGGAGGGACGAGCGCCGAAGAACCCAGAGGUCCUGAGGCAGACGCUGUCGAUCUGCCAGGCGUUACAGUCUGUGCACCCGACAGCUCUGCAGGAGGAAUUCUGUGGCGAAUACAACGAUGCCACCCUGGUCGUUUUGCUUGCGACGCUCACCAAGGUCUGCGCCAACACCUCUGACCUGCUCGACAAGUUUCAGCUGGCGUACGACAGGAUUGCUUUCUUUUCUGUGGCGCUGUAG